AUGCUGACGACGGCUGUUGUGGCCACUCACCUAUUGAGCAACAACCUCAGAGAGGCCGCAGCAGUGCUUGCGUCGCACCCCCGUCAGCAGCAGGUAUUGGAGGGAGUGCGGGAUUAUGUGGCGCGUCAUCCUGGCGUGUUCGCAGUGUCUACGCUGACGGGCAUGUUAGAGGAGAUGCAGUGUGUGGGUGAGGGCGCGGCGGCUACCUUUCUGUGCGCAGCCGUCAAGGAGUUUCUUCACAGUUCAUCCACAGUAGAUGCAGCGAAGGACGAAGCGACCGAGUGGAAUGCGCAGCGCGAGAGCUUGCGCUCGCUGGUGCUGCGACAUGUUCGCCUUCACCCCACCUAUGCAUCCGCUCUCCUGGGUUCACUCUGUGCAGUAAGCCGAGGCUGUGCAGAGGACCGCGAUGACGUCAUCGACGUAAUGCAGAUCGCCAUGCGCGAGCACUCGAUGAAUCCGCGGGACUUCGGUGGAGUGUUGGAUGUUGUAUGGAAAACAGGAGAGCCGCGGCGUGUCGCGAUGAUGUGGAGCUGGAUGCAGCACACAUCCGCCUGCUGGGAUGUUCGCGCGGCUUCGAUCGCGAUCAUGGCGUUUUCGGAACUUCAUCAAAUGGAUGAGGCAGUGGCGUGCAUGCAGAAGCUUGCGGAGGCUGACCGCGACCCGACGAUCGACGCUCAGGUCGCCUUUGUAAGGUUUCUAGGGGUGCGAGCACACGCCCUCCUUCAGUACGCAGCUCGGUUGGUGCUUCACUGGCAUCCCUCCGGCGAGCAGCUUUGGCGCGGGGAGGCUCAGGCCGUCGGAAUGGAGCUUGUUAAAGUUUGCUGCGCGUGCGGCGAGCGUAAGCUGGGUAUGGAGAUGCUUGAACAGAUGGUGGCGACGAACGCUGGUGUCCCAGCAGAGCUAGACGUAUUUAUGCUGCGGCCAGGUGCUGCGGCGCUCGGUGAGGAGGUUCGUGCAUCGGUGGUUACGAGCAAGGCGCUGCAAGAAUUGUUCAUUGACGUUCCCUUGCGCCUGUCCAGCUUGGGUGAUCAACCAGAACUAGUCGGGCUUCUUCUUUCUCUUGGGAUGGCGGCCAAUCGCCUUCCAGAGGUGUACGACGUGCUGGGUAAGACAUCGCUUUCGCCUGCCAACUUUCAAUGCGCCCUUAACUACUUUACGAAGGGAAGCGCCCUGAAGAUAGCGAGUCCUGCCGCCGUGCUGGCCUGCGUGCGGGAGGCUGGUGCGCGAACGGGUCAUAAGGUUCCCAAAGAGAUGGAGUCGUGGCUGCAGCUGGUGAUAGAUAUGUAG
Molecule: messenger RNA, 1287 nt
Organism: Leishmania braziliensis MHOM/BR/75/M2904
Lineage: Eukaryota; Euglenozoa; Kinetoplastea; Trypanosomatida; Trypanosomatidae
Exons: 1
Coding region: 1-1287 (428 amino acids)
Source: RefSeq, a predicted model, not a curated record